AUGCGCGGAGGAGGUGGCGGAGGAGGAAGAAGAGACGGUGGCGCGAAGCUGGCUGCCCGGGCGGCGGGGACCCCUUGGCCCGGGGGCCCCGACAUGACCUCGGCCCAGGAGUCCGGGCCGCCGCCUGCAGCUUCCAAUAAGCCGCUGACGCCCUUCAGCAUAGCUGACAUCCUGGGUCCGCCAGCUCGUCCGACCCCAGUCCCAGUCCCAGUGCCGGCCCAGGGCCUUACUUCGCCUCUCUGCGCGCUAGAAGAGUUAGCCAGCAAGACCUUCCGCAGGCUCGACGGCAGUGCCCUGCAGGCGGCCGAAGAUCGGACCGCACUGAGCCCGCUGAGCCCCAGGCCCUUGACCCGCAGGCGUCGGAAGUCGCGCACGGCGUUCACCGCGCAGCAGGUGCUGGAGCUGGAGAGGCGCUUCGUCUUCCAGAAGUACCUGGCUCCAGCCGAGCGAGAUGGACUGGCAGCUCGGCUGGGUCUGGCCAACGCCCAAGUCAUCACUUGGUUCCAAAACCGCCGGGCCAAACUCAAGAGGGACGUGGAGGAGAUGAAGGCGGACGUGGCCUCGCUGCGUUCCCUGCCGCCCGCAGCUCUCCGCCGGUUGAGCCUCUCUCUGCCAGAACCAGGCUCCCAGCCUCCGGCCGACCCGGAACCCAGCAGUGACCCUGGGCCCGAGCUUUCAGAUGAGGAGAUCCAGGUAGACGACUGA
Sarcophilus harrisii (Tasmanian devil) is the source of this 705-nucleotide messenger RNA. It is a transcript of the gene LBX2, whose product is annotated as ladybird homeobox 2. Bases 1 to 705 code for a protein of 234 amino acids. Gene Ontology annotation, biological process: regulation of DNA-templated transcription. The transcript is spliced from 2 exons. Gene Ontology annotation, molecular function: DNA binding; DNA-binding transcription factor activity, RNA polymerase II-specific. The record is from RefSeq and is a predicted model, not a curated record. NCBI's taxonomy places the organism in Eukaryota, Metazoa, Chordata, Mammalia, Dasyuromorphia, Dasyuridae.